Messenger RNA from Oryctolagus cuniculus (rabbit), 966 nucleotides. Its product is annotated as olfactory receptor 10S1. Gene Ontology annotation, biological process: G protein-coupled receptor signaling pathway. The record is from RefSeq and is a predicted model, not a curated record. Lineage: Eukaryota; Metazoa; Chordata; Mammalia; Lagomorpha; Leporidae. Gene Ontology annotation, molecular function: olfactory receptor activity; G protein-coupled receptor activity. Gene Ontology annotation, cellular component: membrane.
AUUGGCAUGGAGACAGAGUAUUCCAACCAGACCAUGGUCAGCUACUUUUACCUCGAAGGUCUGAUGUACAUUGCUGACCAUCCCAGCCUCUUUUUUCUCCUCUUCCUCCUCAUCUAAACCAUCACAGUGAUUGGGAAUCUCCUUAUUCUCAUCACUGUGGGCUCUGACACUUACCUGCAGUCUCCCAUGUACCACUUCCUGGGGCACCUCUCCUUCCUGGAUGCGUGUUUGUCUACAGUGACAGUGCCCAAGGUCAUGGCAGGCUUGCUGACUCUGGAUGGAAAGGUGAUCAUUGAGGGCUGUGCCAUGCAGCUGUACUGCUUCCACUUCCUGGCCAGCACUGAGUGCUUCCUGUAUACAGUCAUGGCCUAUGACCGUUACCUGGCUAUUUGCCAGCCCCUGCACUACCCAGUGGCCAUGAACUGGCAGGUGUGUGCCAGGCUGGCUGGCAUCACUUGGGCCAUAGGGGCCACACACUCUGCAAUUCAUACCUCUCUGACCUUCCACCUGCUCUACUGUGGUCCUCACCACAUUGCUUACUUCUUUUGUGAUAUCCCCCCGGUGUUGAAGCUGGCCUGUGCAGACACCACCACCAAUGAGCUUGUCAUGCUUGCCAACAUUGGCAUUGUGGCUGCUGGCUGCCUGAUCUUCAUUGUCAUAUCGUACGUCUUCAUCAUGGCAGCUGUGCUGUGCAUCCACACAGCAGAGGGCUGGCAGCGGGCCUUCUCCACCUGUACUGCCCACCUCACAGUGGUGCUGCUCUACUAUGUGCCCCCUGUCUGUAUCUACCUGCAGCCAAGCUCCGGUGGGGCAGGAGCUGGGGCUCCUGCUGUCUUCUACACAAUCAUCACUGCAGUGCUCAACCCUUUCAUUUACACGCUAAGGAACAAAGAGGUGAAGCAGGCCUUGGGAAGGCUGUUGUGUCAAGUCCCUGGAGAUCGCCCAGCAGGUGGCCAACCCCCAUAA